Acyrthosiphon pisum (pea aphid) is the source of this 2873-nucleotide messenger RNA. Its product is annotated as proton-coupled amino acid transporter-like protein CG1139. Lineage: Eukaryota; Metazoa; Arthropoda; Insecta; Hemiptera; Aphididae. The transcript is spliced from 9 exons. Gene Ontology annotation, molecular function: L-amino acid transmembrane transporter activity. The record is from RefSeq and is a predicted model, not a curated record. Gene Ontology annotation, biological process: amino acid transmembrane transport. Gene Ontology annotation, cellular component: vacuolar membrane. The coding region runs from base 565 to 1941 and encodes 458 amino acids.
UGCCCCAUUCAUUCUAGUUCGAAACCCGACGGCGGACGGUACACAUACCGCGUAAAUCGUCUCGACACGCCGCUGUACAGUCCGCGACGACGCGAUUUUAAGUUUCCGCACAUAAAAACAGCCUAUACACAAAAAAACGCACACAUUAUUGUAUACAUAAAAAACAUAUGCACACGAAAUCUUGUCAUUUUCGGUCUUACGUUUUUUUUCCGUUCUUAUAAAUAAUAAUGUGAAUACACAUCGUUUACGAUCGAUUUACGCGUAUAUUGUUUUUUUUUCAAUCGGUCGGUUGUUAUUUCGUUUCUUCGUUAACUCCAUCACGUGCGGUGGUCGGUGUUUUUUCUUUAAAAUUAAAUUUACAUUUUUAUCGCACGCGCAAUAAAAAUUAUCGGUGUGCAUUCGAAAAACAAUGCGUGCAUCUCUGGGACCAGGAAAUUACAUUUGAAACGUCAUUGCCGCUCUAUCUUUGGAAACUAACGAAUUCCGACCCUGCCUUACCUAUAUACCUACGAUCACCUAUUAAACUCGUCAAUACUCCACACGGCCUUACAUUAGACUUAAACGAUGGGAGACAAAUCUCGCAAAAACAGCGCCACUCAGGAUGUGGAGGCUAACGGCACGACAGAUCAACAACAACAGGUGGAAGCUGUGGCUAAAGCCGUGCACGGCCAUCCGGUAUCCGAACAUCCAACCACAUACUGUGAGACACUAAUGCAUCUUUUAAAAGGAAACAUAGGUUGUGGUAUGUUGGCCAUGGGAGACGCAUUUCGCAACGGAGGCCUUUUGAUGGCGCCGAUUCUCACAGUUUUCAUUGGAACUGUGUGCAUUUACAACAAUCACAUACUGUUAAACGUCGCUCAUAAGCUGAAGAGCCGACUGAAACUCGAACACUGCCCGACGUUCUCAGAGACCGUCGAACUGUCCUUUGCAACUGGACCCAAGAGCUUGCAGAAACAUGCGGACUUGUUUAGGACCACUGUCAACGUAUUUGUCAUAAUUACUCAGUUGGGAUUUUGCUGCGUGUACAUACUGUUUGUGUCCAGCUCCAUUAAACAGUUUUGCGACGAAUAUGGAACCGUGUUGGACAUUCACAUCCACAUGAUUUUCGCUCUGGUGCCCAUAAUGUCGUGCGCCAUGAUAAGGAAUUUGAAAUUCAUCGCACCCCUGUCGACGGCCGCCAACAUAUCGAUGGCCAUUGGUCUGGGCAUUAUUCUGUCGUACUGCGUAGUGGACUUACCGACCCUCAACUCCAGAACAGCCGUGGCCCAUUGGUCGCAAAUCCCCCUGUUCUUCGGCACAGCUAUUUACGCUUUCGAAGGAAUUAGUCUGGUAUUGCCCCUGCAAUUGGAAAUGAAAACACCAAAUAGAUUUGCGUCAACUAUGGGAGUGUUGAACGUCGGCAUGACCAUCGUGACCUUUAUCAUUCUGACCAUGGGCUUUGUGGGAUUCUGGCGGUUCGGCGACGACGUCAAAGGAAGUCUCACGCUCAACCUCCCACCCACUCUCAUCCUUUCAAAAAUCGUGGUCGGUCUGAUGGUAUUCGCAAUCAUCUGUACUUACACACUGCAGUUUUACGUGCCGGUCGCUAUCUUAUGGCCAUCGGUACAAGAAAAAUAUGGACCGUUCCAAUCGCCCGCCCUCGCCGAAUAUCUUUUGCGUGCCGUAUUAGUUUUUGCUACAUUUUUGGCGGCGGAAGUGAUACCUCAUCUGGCACUGUUCAUAUCGUUGGUCGGGGCCAUCGCCAGCACGUUCUUGGCCCUAAUAUUCCCACCCAUAUGCCAUAUGGUUGUCUGGAAGGACGAAGGAUUUGGAGCGUUCAAUUGGAAACUUCACAUGGACAUCAUUACUAUAGUCUUAGGUCUGUUAGGAUUCGUAACUGGUACAUACUUCAGUUUACAUGACAUUAUAGUUGCAUUUAGCAAAGAUUUUGGUUUCCAUUGAUCGAAAUGGCUGCCAAUCUCAAUCACCUAAUAGACUUAGUAAAUGCACUGUUAUGUUUUUAAAUAUUUUAUUAUUAUGACCUAUAUUUAUUAUAUUGUUGAGUUAAGUAUAUAUUUAAAAGUUAGGAAAUCACAUUACAACGCUCCACCAAAUUUAGAACAAAGACUUUUAAUUUGUUUGUAAAUUAUUUCUGUUUAUUGUCUAAUAAAAUAAAUUAAUAAGUUUUUAUUUAUUCUAAACAAGUAGUAUUAAAAAUUAACAACGUAUAAUGUAUAUUAUAAUUCUGUAAUAGACUAAUAGCCAUGAAUCCAACAUCAUAAUAAUGGGGUAAUUUUAAUUCGUUUUCGUUUUCUUUGACUUUUUUGUUGCCUUUUUGGGCGCCGUCAUUUGUUGUACUUUCUGAGGUAUCUCGGUGAAUAUGAUUGUACCAAUAAAUACCAAAAGAGUUCCAAUCCAGUGGUACAAAGUGAAUGGAUUGCUGAAGUACAAUAUACUAAACAAUAAGCUGGCAAACUUUCGCAAUGUUAUAACCAGUGUUACUGUCAACGACGAACAUUCAGUUGUUAAAAAGUAAACUGAACUUAUACAAACAUAUCUAUGAAAAUGUUGUUAAGAAAAAAUUCAAAGAAAAUAUCUUAAAUGUAUGUAAAUUAUUUUGGCGUACAAACAUAUGUUUUUUUUAUAAACAUUUUCAUUGAUUGACAUUUCAACAUCAAGGUUAUUAUUAGCCACAUUUUAAUUAAAGCUAAAUCAAGUUAUAAUAAUAUAUUACUACUACUUUGUUUUUUUUACUUGAGUUUAUUACAAUGUAUUAAAUUGAUACACAGUUUAAAUUUGCGCUUAGGUACAGAGUAGUUGAUCACUGUGUCUUUAAUUAUUAGGUUUUCAUUGUACAUGUAUUAUGCUGUUUAAUAAAAUUAUAAAUUUCCCCC